CCCGAGUAUAAAAAGCUCCGCAGCCCCGUGCGCAUUGGGCGCUGCGAAAGCGAGUGCGUGCAUCAGUCAGUCCGUGCGUCCCGCCCUUGUUCACGCAGCUUUCAGUCAUGACCUCUGGCAACGCGCAAGUCGGAAAGCCCGCCCCGGAAUUCCAGGCCACCGCCGUGGUGGAUGGCGCCUUCAAGGAGGUGAAGCUUUCAGACUACAAAGGGAAAUACGUGGUCCUCUUUUUCUACCCCCUGGACUUUACCUUUGUGUGCCCCACGGAGAUCAUCGCUUUCAGUGAGCGUGCUGAGGAGUUCCACAAGCUGGGCUGCAGCGUGUUGGGCGUCUCUGUCGACUCUCAGUUCACCCACCUGGCUUGGAUCAACACCCCCCGGAAGGAGGGAGGCUUGGGCCCCCUGAACAUCCCCCUGCUGGCUGAUGUAACCAAACGCUUGUGCCUUGAUUAUGGCGUGCUGAAGGAAGAUGAGGGCGUCGCCUACAGGGGCCUCUUUAUCAUCGAUGGCAAAGGUGUCCUUCGCCAGGUCACCAUCAAUGAUUUGCCUGUGGGGCGCUCCGUGGAUGAGGCUCUGAGGCUGGUCCAGGCCUUCCAGUACACAGAUGAGCACGGUGAAGUCUGUCCUGCUGGCUGGACCCCAGGCGGUGACACAAUCAAGCCCAAUGUGGAUGACAGCAAGGAAUAUUUCUCCAAACACGGCUAGGCUGGCAUAUGGGUGGCACGCUUGGCUCUUGGCCCCCAUCUGUGCUCCUACCUGGGUGCCCCACCCCCCACCCCCGUACUGACCCACGAAAAGCCUCUUCAGACUCUAUAGUCCAUGACCCCAGAGGGCUGGGCCAAGGUCUUCUGAAGCCCCCAGCUGAUAGCUGGUGAAUGGUGACCCCCUCCUUGGAGCCCACAUAGCUGGGAACAGGCCUAGAGGUGACUAAUAAAGUAUUAGGGACAGAUGUAA
Messenger RNA from Hippopotamus amphibius kiboko, 953 nucleotides. It is a transcript of the gene PRDX2, whose product is annotated as peroxiredoxin 2. Gene Ontology annotation, molecular function: thioredoxin peroxidase activity. Gene Ontology annotation, cellular component: cytosol. NCBI's taxonomy places the organism in Eukaryota, Metazoa, Chordata, Mammalia, Artiodactyla, Hippopotamidae. Gene Ontology annotation, biological process: response to oxidative stress; hydrogen peroxide catabolic process; removal of superoxide radicals. The coding region runs from base 108 to 704 and encodes 198 amino acids. The record is from RefSeq and is a predicted model, not a curated record. The transcript has 6 exons.